AGCGGAAGCGACCGUGGGGAAUUGCACAGUUAAGCAGACGCCUUUGCAUCAGUGCAGGCACAGAGAGUGGACAAUGUUGCUGGUAACGUUGUUGUGUUUUUCGGCUGCGUGGACCUUUUGCGUGUCAGUGGACGGCGGGAUGCUUUUCCCGCGGGAUUCUUUCUCCCGGGAGGUGAAGGAGCUGAACGGACUGUGGACAUUCAGAGCCGAUUUCUCUCCAAACAGGAACCAGGGUUUCGAUCAGCUCUGGUUUAAACAGCCUUUAGCAGAGUCCGGUCCGGUCAUUGACAUGCCUGUACCCUCCAGCUUCAACGAUGUAACUCAGGACUAUAAGUUGAGAGAUUUCAUCGGCUGGGUGUGGUACGAGAAGGAAGCGUGGGUCCCUCAGCACUGGCUUCAGAACAAGGACACGAGGAUUAUGCUCAGAGUUGGAAGUGCACACUAUUAUGCAAUAGUCUGGGUGAACGGGUUUCGGGUGAUGGAACAUGAAGGCGGUCAUCUUCCCUUUGAAGUGAAUAUUGGUGAUGUGAUCCGGAUGGGUGCGAAUAUGCCAUGCCGAAUCACCAUCGCUGUUAAUAACACCCUGUCCCUGCACACUCUUCCACCGGGAACCAUCCAGUACAUGAACGAUCCUACCAAGUAUCCUGCCGGUUACUUCAUUCAAAACACCAACUUUGAUUUCUUUAAUUAUGCGGGGAUACACCGCUCUGUGUUACUGUACACGACUCCAAAGGCAUACAUUGAUGACAUCACCGUGACUACUUCCUUCUCAGACAGUAUUGGGAUUGUGAAUUACAAUGUGACACCAGAGGGCAGUGCCAAGCCAUUGGUAAAGGCCACGCUUAUGGAUAAAGAUGGCCGAUGUGUGGCCACUGCUAACGGAGCCAUUGGUGUUCUCAAAGUGCCUGAAGUCAACCUGUGGUGGCCUUACCUGAUGCACCAGAACCCAGGAUACCUGUACUCCAUGGAGGUUCAGCUCACAGCGGAGAGUGGUGAGGUGGAUUACUACACGCUGCCUGUGGGAAUCCGGACUGUCCAAGUCACCAGUACACAGUUCCUCAUCAACAACAAGCCCUUCUACUUCCAUGGAGUCAACAAACAUGAGGAUGCAGAUGUUCGGGGGAAGGGCUUCGACUGGCCUCUCAUCGUAAAAGAUUUCAACCUGAUGAAGUGGAUGGGCGCGAACUCGUUCCGCACCAGUCACUACCCGUAUGCUGAGGAAAUCCUGCAAAUGGCCGACCGCCAUGGCAUCGUGGUUAUAGACGAGUGCCCUGGAGUGGGCAUUAAAGACAUACGCAGCUUUGAUAAUACGUCACUGGCCCAUCACCUCGUCGUCAUGAAGGAGCUGGUGACGAGGGAUAAGAAUCACCCCUCUGUGGUCAUGUGGUCUGUAGCCAAUGAGCCGGCAGCCGAGAUGCCGCCAGCAAACUUCUAUUUCAAACAACUCAUAAAGUACACAAAAUAUUUAGAUCCAACGCGUCCAGUGACCUUCAUCACAGACAGUAACUACGCCAGGGACCAAGGAGCUCCUUACGUAGACGUGAUCUGUGUGAACAGCUACUUUUCCUGGUACCAUGACCCUGGGCAUCUGGAGGUCAUCUCCAUCCAGCUGCAAACUCAGUUUGACAACUGGUAUGGAAAAUACAAGAAGCCCAUCAUACAGAGCGAGUAUGGGGCGGAUGCUGUAGCAGGCCUACACAAUGAUCCUCCAUCUAUGUUUACUGAGGAGUACCAGAAAACCGUCCUGCAGAACUACCACAAGGUAUUCGAUCAGAAGAGGAAGGAGUUUGUCGUGGGAGAGCUCAUCUGGAACUUUGCUGACUUCUUGACAGCUCAGGGCAUCACUCGCGUGGUUGGCAACAAGAAGGGCAUGUUCACUCGGCAGCGGCAACCCAAAUCAGGAGCCUUUCUUCUGAAAGAGCGCUACUGGGGGAUCGCCAAUGAAACAGGUGUCCUGUCUACAUGGGCCAAAUACCCCUGCCUGUGAAACCUCCACCCUGGCUGUCAUGUUACAUCUGUCUCCGUGUGGGUGGAUGAGCUGGAAAGAGCAAUAGAGACAAAGAAAUAGAACUACAAAAGUGAGCUGUGAAAAUGAAUCAAAAUGUUUCAUUGAUUCGAAAUAAUGCCUUAUUAUGCCAAUCAACCAGUUAGAUGAUUCAUAAGUUGCUUGUUUCUGGUUGUGUAUUUCAGGGAGAAUUUAAAAAUUUGACCUAAUUUGUAAUACUUAUAAAAAGUAAAAAUGCACUUCAUCUUAUUGAACACAUAUCCAGAAUGUCGUAGGUGAACCAAACUUGUAACACUAGUGCCAGAAGUAUAAAUGUAUUCUUUUAAAAAUAGUUGAAUAGUUAAAUAGUUACCUUUUUCUUGAAGCUAACUCAAGCACACAGCAUUGGUUUAAUCCAAACUUUGAUCUAGGAGCUUUUUAUAAUGUUCAGCACACCUAGUGAUGUUUCCCCAGUCAUCUUAUUAUCAGCAAUAACCGCGCCGUUAUUGCACACAGCCAGUUAUCCGCGCUUCAAUUAUGGGAAGCCUUUAGGGUCUAACUCUUAUUUGAUUAAUUUGCGUAAAAUAAAAGAUAUUGAACAAUAAAAUUUGUAGGUUAAUCACAUGCGUUAAUAUUGACAAUAUAUAUACAGUGGAACCUUAGAUGGCGAGCAUAAUUUGUUCCGGAAGAAUGCUUGUAUAUCAAAACACUUGUAUAUCAAAGCGACCUCCUACUUGCCUACAUACCUGGCUAACAUUAAAGAAACAAGCUGCGAUACUGUACAUCACUAUACCGGUUUACGAAUGAGCUACUACAAGGGUCUUUAAGUCAAACCAGGAAGUUUCUCCUGAAUUAAGCCGUGAAAAAUCGAUAUGUAAAUCAUAGAAAGUAAACUUACACUUAAUCAGUACAGUGAUGACACUUAUAUCCUCAUUAAAUGUUCUUGAUCCACACACAUCGUGCAUGUUGCUGCAGAUUUGUCGGCUGCACAUCAAUGACGUGACUCUCCUGUUCCGCCACAUAAGGUGCUUAAUCUAUAGGAUUGAGAUCUAGAGACUGUGUGGGCCAUUUGAGAACAGUGAACUUAGUGUUAUGUUCAAGAAACCAGCAUUUAACUAGCAUUUAAACGAUGCUUAAUUGAUUCUAAGAAGCCCGAAGAGUGCUAAGAUGGAUCCAUGGGAGAUGGAUCCAUGCUUCAUGUUGUUGAUGCAUUGUCUCCCAGAGAACUGCCACACACUGCACAUUUUCUCUUUUUCAGACCAUUCUCUGUAAAUCCUAGACAUCUUUGUGUUCUCAGUAGAUCAGAAAUACUCAGACCACCAUGCCACAUUAAAAGUCACAGCCAACUGAACUGGUGUGCCUAAUGAAGUGGACAAUGAGUGUCUAGAGAAACGGGUAGUUUUUUACUCUUAUAACUGUGUUGUUAUCUUGCAUAAUCAAAAGUCCCGGUUUGACUCACUUCAGAUAUGAACUCGUUCUUUGGUAGGUGUUCAUAGAGCAUUAAGAUGUGCUGAAUUGUUUUAGAUUCUUUUAAAUGAUAGACCAGGAUUUACUAAUAGACUUGCUUUUUCUUUUACCUACCUGUAGGUUUAACAGUUUUUUAGUUUGCUUUGAUUUACUUUUGGAUUUUUUUUUUCAAGUAUGUAGGAUUUUAAAAGGUGUUAUACCAAAAAUUGUAAACUUGACCUUUUUCACUUUUAAUAAAAAUGGAAUUCCUGUAUGUGAUUGGAUUAA
This is a messenger RNA of Clarias gariepinus (North African catfish), 3718 nucleotides long. RefSeq names its product glucuronidase, beta (gene gusb). Gene Ontology annotation, biological process: carbohydrate metabolic process; glucuronoside catabolic process. The transcript is spliced from 12 exons. Lineage: Eukaryota; Metazoa; Chordata; Actinopteri; Siluriformes; Clariidae. The record is from RefSeq and is a predicted model, not a curated record. Gene Ontology annotation, molecular function: beta-glucuronidase activity; carbohydrate binding. The coding region runs from base 74 to 1987 and encodes 637 amino acids.